AUGUCUAGUAAAAAGAGAGCGCCUGGUCAAGUCCGCAGAGACAACUCUGACCACUCUGACUACUUUGAUGGCCUUGAAAACGGACUCAAGUGCAGUUAUUCCAACAGAUUUCGAAAGCCUAUCAUCUUGAAGCCAGGGAUAAUGGAGCAGGAAGUGAAGGGUAACGAAGUCAUUCAAAGAUGGGGACUCCCGACUCCCUGCAAAUGUAAAGCCCGCGACAAUACUGCAGACAUCAUAGUCUCAGCCAUUGGGUUCUGCAAACCUUCCGCACUAGUAAAGUUGUUGGAUCCCAACGUAUCCCAAUUUUACUGGUGUACAUCUACUUAUAAUAUGGACUUUUGCGUUAGAAGAUCAUGGAAAUAUUUACGAGUCACGCUCGACAAACGGGCUCUAUCCUAUCACAUCGAUGACGAUGGUAGAUGGCAGCUAUUGGGUUCUGAGCGCUUGGGUAUCGAGGAGAUUUGCACUCUGGAAGACCAUUAUAAAGAAAACUGGCAUGAGUGUCAUAUUGCGAAAAGCGACCGAAUUCUUGCUGGGAGAUUGGGUAAUUCCCUCCCCUGGCACCAAGAACUCCUCAAAGAUUUCGAUUUCGAGUGUUAUGUCACUACGAAAGAUGGACAUUGGAUAAACAUCGGCGAAUCAGAAGCUGCUGGCGGAAAUGCAACUGUGGCGGAUAAAAACUCGACUCCAAAGCAAGUAUCCAUACAGUCAGGUAGCAAUACCGAAAUCGAGACCGUGACGAUGAACGCCACUGGCGCCAAGAAAGCGGAUCAAACCGAUUUGCGAGAAACAAAAAAGAGAAAGUGCGCAGCGGAAUGAUUAGGUUGAUGAGCAGGUUUCGGCAGAUAUACCCAAGAUGAUCCGCUUGGGAAGUAAUCUACGGGAUGGGAUGGGAUGGGAUGGGAUGGGAUGGGAUGAG
Botrytis deweyae is the source of this 919-nucleotide messenger RNA. RefSeq lists its product as uncharacterized. Bases 1 to 819 code for a protein of 272 amino acids. NCBI's taxonomy places the organism in Eukaryota, Fungi, Ascomycota, Leotiomycetes, Helotiales, Sclerotiniaceae. The record is from RefSeq and is a predicted model, not a curated record. The transcript is spliced from 2 exons.